AUGUUUAUUUUGGUCUUCGAUGGAAAAAAUUUAGGUAUUGACGUUGACAUGUUGAGUGUGUUUGAAUAUCCAAAGUUGCUUGCGCAGCUCGAGGUGAGCUCGGAAAACGCAGCUGUGCAAAACUUCAGAGCCGAGGCCUCGAAGUUCGCCGAGCUCUACGGCCGCACAAACGACUUGCGCAUCCUGGCGGCUGUUCCGAAGGCACACGAUCAGUCUGCUGACCCCAAAAUCGCCGAGCUGUGCGAGUUGGACCAACUGCAAACCAGAAACGACUCCAUGCGCUUCAUGCUCAAGCUUGAGGUCGUCAAGAGAGAAAUAGUAAAGCUAGUUGGAGGAGAAUGCGACUUGAUUGGCGCCUUCAAGAAUGUUUGGCGACAGCUCGGUAAAUAG
This is a messenger RNA of Ogataea parapolymorpha DL-1, 390 nucleotides long. RefSeq lists its product as uncharacterized. Lineage: Eukaryota; Fungi; Ascomycota; Pichiomycetes; Pichiales; Pichiaceae. The record is from RefSeq and is a predicted model, not a curated record. Bases 1 to 390 code for a protein of 129 amino acids. The transcript is spliced from 2 exons.